Thermothelomyces thermophilus ATCC 42464 is the source of this 1787-nucleotide messenger RNA. RefSeq lists its product as uncharacterized. The record is from RefSeq and is a predicted model, not a curated record. Bases 368 to 1351 code for a protein of 327 amino acids. Gene Ontology annotation, biological process: peptidyl-serine dephosphorylation; mitotic cell cycle. Gene Ontology annotation, molecular function: protein serine/threonine phosphatase activity. The transcript is spliced from 7 exons. Gene Ontology annotation, cellular component: cytosol. NCBI's taxonomy places the organism in Eukaryota, Fungi, Ascomycota, Sordariomycetes, Sordariales, Chaetomiaceae.
CAAGCCUUCUGUGACGACUGCGCGACUGGAGCGUUUUUUAUCCUUCCUUUUUUUCUUCCUCUUUUUUUGCCUUUGAGCUUUCCCACUUUGGAGUCUCGGCCACGACCAUUGCCUCUCAAACCCACCCCCACCCGCUAAACAGGAAACGGCAGCCCCUGGCGACACCCGCCCACCUGCCCAAUUUUGACCCCGAUCUUGGACCCGCGCCGCGACCACAAACGAACGUGCCAGUGGACACAAACGUCAUUGCUCCCAUCUCCGCGACUCCUUUCAGGCACGCCGACUGCGCUCCGAGAGCUCGACGGCACCAUCCCCGACCACGACUCAUUGACUUUACAUCGUCCGAGCGAAGGGAUCAGUCUCAGGAAUGGAUACAAACAUGGAGGAUGUCGGGCGCGUGCCCGCCGACCUGAGCCCGGCCAACCUCGAGCCGGCCUCCAUUCCGACGCUCGACGGCUGGAUCGAGAGCUUGAUGCAGUGCAAGCAGCUGGCCGAAUCAGAUGUCCAGAGACUGUGCGAGAAGGCACGCGAAGUUCUGCAAGAAGAAUCCAACGUCCAACCUGUCAAAUGUCCCGUGACGGUUUGCGGCGACAUCCAUGGCCAGUUCCACGACUUGAUGGAGCUCUUUAAGAUCGGCGGUCCAAACCCCGACACCAACUAUCUCUUCAUGGGGGAUUAUGUCGAUCGAGGGUACUACUCUGUCGAGACCGUCACCCUGCUUGUGGCCCUCAAGAUCCGAUACCCGCAGCGCAUCACUAUCCUGCGCGGCAACCACGAGUCCCGCCAGAUCACCCAGGUGUACGGCUUUUACGAUGAGUGCCUGCGCAAGUACGGCAACGCCAAUGUGUGGAAGUACUUUACCGACCUCUUCGACUACCUUCCCCUCACCGCCUUGAUCGACAACCAGAUCUUUUGCUUGCACGGCGGCCUCUCGCCGAGCAUUGACACUCUCGAUAACAUCAGGGCUCUGGACAGGAUCCAGGAGGUGCCGCAUGAGGGGCCCAUGUGCGAUCUCCUGUGGUCCGACCCCGACGACCGGUGCGGCUGGGGUAUCUCACCCCGAGGCGCGGGGUACACGUUCGGCCAGGACAUAUCAGAGGCUUUCAACCAUAAUAAUGGGCUGACCCUGAUUGCCCGGGCGCACCAGCUCGUGAUGGAGGGGUACAAUUGGUCGCAGGACCGAAAUGUGGUGACCAUCUUUUCGGCCCCCAACUAUUGCUACAGAUGCGGCAACCAGGCCGCGAUAAUGGAGAUCGACGAGCACCUGAAAUACACAUUCCUGCAAUUCGAUCCGUGCCCGAGGGCGGGAGAACCCAUGGUGUCUAGGAGGACCCCGGAUUAUUUCUUGUAAUGAAAACAAAAAACCAACGCUGGCCUCUGGCCGCGUACCCGUGCUCGGCAAGAACUGUCAUAGUACGGGGAGCACAUCUGGCGAUACAUCGAUACUGGCCCUCCUGCCAGGCUACCUCUGCGUUUCUUAGAGGGGAUGGGCGGCGCUAUCAAGAAGAGGUACCUACGUUGUAUCCAGAGAACAACAGGUCAAACAGUUGCUCGGGCCCCGUAAUUCCCCUGGCAUCUGAACCGAACGUUCCCCCAGUUGCCGGUUCUCGUCAUGGAGCAAGGAGGCUGCAUGUUAAGAGACCAGCAAUCGGAUUGGAUUAUGAGGGCUUCUUACCUGUUGUCGAGAUCCACGUCUCGCUUCGCGGAGCGAGCUGGGAUUAGGCUAGUUGUGCCAUGCCAGCGUUGCUUUUCAAUCUCAAUGAAUGAAGUUUUUGCUGUUCUGUGCU